This is a messenger RNA of Marchantia polymorpha subsp. ruderalis, 1792 nucleotides long. Lineage: Eukaryota; Viridiplantae; Streptophyta; Marchantiopsida; Marchantiales; Marchantiaceae. The record is from the annotation of a GenBank genome assembly.
CACUUCACCAAUUCCAUUCGAAUUUCAGUCGAACGCCCGUUGCCAGCCAUGGCGCUCCCGGCAGGAGCUCGUUGCUGGGCGCUCCCUGCGGAUGGUCGAGCCGUCCAUGCGUGCCCCUCUGCUCGAGCGGCCCCCGAAGCUGCGAAUGUCGGAGGGCACUUGUGUCGCGAUCACGGGAGAGCGCGAAGAGGAGCACGCCCUCUUGGAGAUGGAGUCCGUUCUUCCUGCGUCUCGGUGCGGCCAAUCUUCUUCGGAGGCACUUCGGAGGGGGCGGCGGCAUCUGCCAGGAGGAGGACUCUCGUCCAGUGCUCUGAGGCUUCUUCUUCUUCUUCUGCUGCAGGGGUUCGAGAGGGGAAUUCCGAGCUCUUCUCAACGAACUCGUUCACAGAUGGGAGGUGGGAGGCAAUUUUGAGCCGGUUGGAGUUAGUGUUUAAAUCAUCCCCGGAAACUUCGUUGAUUGAGGGGCGUUGGGUGAAGCUUAUUUGUGGAGCCAGCUUUGAGGACAUUGCAGAUGUGCGGAAUUUGUCGCUAAUCUACGCGUUAGCCGGUGUUGAUUGCAUUGAUUGUGCCGCGGAUUCGGCGAUUGUUGCGGCUGUUUUAGAAGGAAUAAAUGCUGCCGAGCAAGUUUUGCAAACCAUAGGUAGUGGCAUAGCGCGCUCAUUCAAAAAGCCAUGGGUUAUGAUCAGCAUAAAUGAUGACGAAGACCCUCAUUUCCGGAAAGCAGAAUUCGAUUCGCUUGAAUGCCCCACGAACUGCCCACGCCCAUGUGAACGAGUAUGUCCUGCUUCGGCUAUAAAGUUUCAAGACUCGAAUCAGAAAGCCUCUUCUAACCACCUGGACGGUGGCGUAAUUGUUGAUCGAUGUUAUGGUUGUGGUCGAUGCCUUCCAAUAUGCCCUUUGGGUCUCAUUAGUGCCAUAUCUUAUGUGCGACCUUUGGAGACCGUGGCCAGUUUGUUGCGUAGUGAAGAUGUGGAUGCAGUUGAAAUACAUACAAGAGCUGGACAUUUGAGCUCCUUUCGAGAGUUAGUUUCCCAGCUGGGAAAUGCUUUUUCGUCUCUGAAACUUGUAGCUGUCAGUGUACCUGAUUUAGAGGAGUUAAUGAUUCCAACUCUAAACGCCAUGUAUACGUCUAUGAAACCUUUCGUGAAGAAUCUCAAUCUCUGGCAGUUAGAUGGGCGGCCGAUGAGUGGAGAUAUUGGAGUUGGUGCCACAAGAGCAGCCGUAAUGUUGGCUCAAAAGGUGGUUUCGUCUUCAGAGAGACCUCCAGGUUUUAUUCAACUUGCUGGAGGAACGAAUGCGCAUACUGCAACAGCUUUAAAGAACGUGGGCUUGCAACGCUGCAUAACAUACGAGAAUCAUGGGGUAUCUCAGCAAUACGAAGACAACCAAAGUGGGUCGGCAGUGAUCGCAGGAGUUGCCUACGGAGGAUAUGCACGGAAGAUCGUGGACAAGUUUCUCAGACAUGUGGGUGAAGAGGAAACGUGCGGUGAUGUGCUGGUGAACCGAAGUAGCAACCAGAUGGAACAUUAUCCUCAUUUUCUCCUUCACGCUGUUUUAGAAGCGAACGUUCUUGUUGACAGUAUAAAAUGUAGUGUGAAUCAAAAUUAUCCUAUUUCGACUGUCCCGGAAUCUCACGAACACAUGUAAUACAUGUAUUUACAUCUUAUGGCUACAAAUUAUAAACACGACUGGUCUUGUAUCAAUUCUCGCAACGCUCCCUGGAGUGGACUGCAUUGGAGCACCUUGCUUCAAGCUACCUUGAAAAUGGUUAUCGUUUAUGCGCUUCAUGUGU